AUGGUGCUGUACGAACCAAGCGAGAGGCAGGACACGGUCUUCAGCACGAUCGAACGUGUCUGCUCGGUAUUCUCUCUCUUUGGAUGCAUUUUUAUCAUCUCAACAUUUGCACUCUCCAAGCCAUUCCGGAAGCCAAUCACUCGGCUCUUUUUCUACGCAUCAUUUGGCAACGUGAUGAACAGUGUGGCGACACUUAUGGCGACGUCAUACGUGAACAAUCCGAACUCAGCAGCCUGCCAAUUCCAAGGGUUUUUAAUCCAAAUGUUUAUUCCGGCCGAUGCGUUCUGGUCACUCGCUAUGGCGGUCAAUGUCUAUCUGACAUUCUACCGGAAAUACGACGCGCACGAUCUGAGAAGAAUGGAAUUGACUUACCUGAUCCUCUGCUACGGUGCACCAUUUGUUGUGGCUUUUACCUUUAUCUUUGUCUCCACUCCAAGCAAGGGCCGGAUGUAUGGUGAUGCUUCCCUUUGGUGCUGGGUCAGUAGCCCAUGGGAUAUCUGGCGCAUCGCUACAUUUUAUGGUCCAGUCUGGGUAGCAAUAUUUAUCACGUUCUUUAUUUACAUCCGGACCGGUGGACAAAUCUACCACAGGUACAAGGCUCUCAAAUCCCUGAACUCAUCUAAUCGCCUGGCCGAACAGCGGUAUCUCACGGACCCGAUCUCUACCACAACAAACGAAAUCUAUGUAACGUCUGAAAUCGUCGCGAGUUUUGGUCCCGCCGAAGGGUCUAAUGGGUUACCUGCCCCGCCACCAGACGCCUACUCUGUCACCAUCACAUCUGAAGCACGACAGCCGCGGGCUCCCCGUUGUCACCCGUGUCUCAGCUAUCGACCACAUCGUUUACAAGGCACUCAUUACGUGACACAAUGGGGCCACCGCCGGGUAGCCGCUCUCGACGAGGCCAACAACGCCGCCUGGUCAUACGCCAGGUGUGCUUUGCUCUUCUUCACAGCACUGCUCAUCACAUGGAUCCCAUCGACAGUGUUUCGUGUCUAUACCGUCAUAAACAAGAACCAGCCCAUCAGUCUCGGGCUCGAGUACACGUCUGCAUUUGUCCUGCCACUGCAGGGCUUUUGGAACGGCUUCAUUUAUGCCUUCGCAACCCGAAGAGCAUGCAAGAGGCUCUUUGAGAAAGCGAAGAGGCGAUUCCCUCUAAAGACCCCUCUAGCCAUGUCGAGCGACAGCCGAGGAGACAGGGUGAUCGAGGCUGGGGUGGCUGCGGAUGGUAUCAUCAGCAGGUCAUGCCCGAGCCCAGUCAGGCAGCCCUCAAAGCAACGAAAUAGCUUCAUGAUGGGAUUUGUAUCAGCGGGCAGGAGGUUGGAUCUGGAUCUUUUCAACGAUGAUGUUAAUGGGUAG
Molecule: messenger RNA, 1356 nt
Organism: Cryphonectria parasitica EP155
Lineage: Eukaryota; Fungi; Ascomycota; Sordariomycetes; Diaporthales; Cryphonectriaceae
Product: family A G protein-coupled receptor-like protein
Exons: 5
Coding region: 1-1356 (451 amino acids)
Biological process (GO): cell surface receptor signaling pathway; adenylate cyclase-activating G protein-coupled receptor signaling pathway
Cellular component (GO): plasma membrane
Molecular function (GO): G protein-coupled receptor activity
Source: RefSeq, a predicted model, not a curated record